AUGUAGAUUAGAUGUACCUAAGCCGAUCAUAGAAAUUAAUAAAUAAUGGGCUUUUGUAUAGAUAGUAUUUGCCAAGAUUAAAGGCCUUAUUGUAAUUUUUGCUUGCCUCGUCAUGGUCAACAUCUAAAGAAAUUAAUAUCUGUAGAACUACUAAAUGAAUGGAUUUAGCAACGAAUCUUUCGUGUUUAAAAUGUAUAAUAGAAUAUUUAAGAGUGCAAAUUAUCCCUUGAUAAUCUUCUUAAAUUUUUGAUACCUUAUUUUAACUUUGAUACAUAAUAAUUUCCAGAUAUAGGAAUAUCAUAGAUUGAUAACAUGAUUAAGAGUUUAUGUUAAUUGGAAAGUUGCGAAGAAUUACUAUUUAAACAACUUAAAUAAUCAAUUGAAUAAACCUAAUUUAUUAUAGAUGAGACAUUAAAGAAAGAAAGGAAUCUUAAAAACUAAAAGCAAUAGUUUAAAUUCCAAAUUCCAAAUUCUGACCCCAAAAUAUUGAUUUUAGCUUAGCAAUAACACCUAAAUAUAUCGAAAGCAAAUCAAAACUACAUAACCUUUGAACUCAUGAAUUAAAGUUCAAUUCCGUAAGAAGAUAAAUGUUACGCUAUUGCUAUCAGAAAAGAUAACUCCAUAGUAUUAGCUGGAUUUGGUAAAGACAUUAAAGUAUUUCGACAUGAAAAAGGGUUAUUAAAUCAAAUUUAAUUAUUAAGUGAGCAUAAAAAUGAUGUAUUGACUUUAAAUUUUAUGAAAAAGACUAAUAAUUUUGCAUCUGGAAGUUUUGAUAAUUUAAUAAUAAUUUGGUAGGAGACUGAAUAUUAUAAAUGGGAUUGUUUACAAAAGUUAAAUGGACAUUCAAGUAGGAUAUUUUGUUUAUUGUUAAAUAAUAUAGAUGAUCUAAUAAUAUCAGGUAGUUAUGAUAAAACAAUAAAAUUUUGGAAAAAAUAGAAUUAAUGA
Paramecium pentaurelia is the source of this 945-nucleotide messenger RNA. The record is from the annotation of a GenBank genome assembly. Lineage: Eukaryota; Ciliophora; Oligohymenophorea; Peniculida; Parameciidae.